GGCGGCGGGAGGCGGGCGGGAGGGAGCCGCCGCGCUCGCACCAGCUGUUUCCCGCCUUGAGCCGCAGGCAGAGGCCGCCGGAGCCGGAGCCGGAGCCGGAGGAGCCGGGCCCGGCCGCCCUUCCCUCUCCUCCCGGCAUGGAGUACUUCAUGGUGCCGGCCCAGAAGGUGCCCUCGCUGCAGCACUUCAGGAAAUCCGAGAAGGAGGUCAUCGGCGGGCUCUGCAGCUUGGCUAACAUCCCACUGACGCCGGAGACCCAGCGGGACCAGGAGCGGCGGAUACGCAGGGAAAUCGCCAACAGCAACGAGAGACGGCGGAUGCAGAGCAUCAAUGCUGGCUUCCAGUCUCUGAAAACCCUCAUCCCACACACAGAUGGGGAGAAGCUCAGCAAGGCAGCCAUCCUCCAGCAGACAGCCGAGUACAUCUUCUCCCUGGAGCAGGAGAAGACUCGGCUACUGCAGCAGAACACCCAGCUCAAGAGGUUCAUCCAGGAGUUCAGUGGCUCCUCCCCAAAACGGCGACGGGCAGAGGACAAAGAUGAGGGGAUCGGCUCGCCGGACAUCUGGGAGGAUGAGAAGGCCGAGGAUCUGCGGCGGGAGAUGAUCGAGCUCCGGCAGCAGCUGGACAAGGAGCGCUCAGUCCGCAUGAUGCUGGAGGAGCAGGUUCGCUCCCUGGAGGCCCACAUGUACCCUGAGAAGCUGAAGGUGAUUGCUCAGCAAGUGCAGCUCCAGCAGCAGCAAGAACAGGUGAGGUUGCUGCACCAGGAGAAGCUAGAGCGUGAGCAGCAGAUCCGAACCCAGGUGACGAAUGGGUGUCUGUCCUGUCUGUGGGUGAUGCCAGCAGUCACAACACACCACUGCCAGCAGUUGAUGCAGGUCAUGUUCCUCGUGCUGGAGUGGGUGGUUUGCAGGGGCGUGGAGGCCAACCCCAUCUCUGGGGGUUCACCUCUCACCGGGUGACUCCUGCUGAGUCUUGGGUAACCCCAAACUGUUCUUGCCACCCACCAGGCUGGGAAAGGGAAGUAGGGAAGCUGGCACGCGGUGGUGCCAGGCAGACUUGGCAGGCCUGCAGGAAUGGGAGCCUUCAGACUUUUCCCCUGGCACAUUUGGAUUUGCCAACAGUGGGGGGAGCCUUACACCAGCGAGGAGGUGAGCACAGUGCUGGCACCCAGUCCUUGCUUGCUGCUGCCCUCGAGCUCAGCCCAGGGGGACACCGGCCUGGGGAGCUUCAAAGAGAGGGAGAAAAACAAGCUUCCUCCCUCCUUUGGCUUCUGCAGAGCUGCAUCCCCACAAGAUCCCUGCCGGCCGCCUCCUGGGGAAGUUCAGACUAUUUUUAGGUGAAUUCUCCUUAUCCUCCUGCUAGGGAAGAUCUUCCCAUCUGUAUUUUUAACAGGGGUCUCUGAGGGGUGCAGCAAGUUCCCAACUGUGCAGGUUGGGGUGAUGAGAGGGCUGGCACUUGCCUCUCCUGGCUUAAAAGCCCAAACCUUUCCUCCUUCGGGAAUCCUUCAUAUUCACCUGUGCCAAAGCUAAGGUGACGGCAGCUUUCAGCUGGCAUCCUCUCCUGUCCAUCCGGGACGGGUGAACUGGAACUGCUGAGCUGCUGCUUCAGCUUUUCUGGACUCUCAAAGGAGUUUGGGCUCUGCAAACAAGCAUGAUGCUCUCCCCAUUGCUGCCGUGCCCAGGUCCCUGCUGACCAGGGGGGUUUUUGCUUCUA
Molecule: messenger RNA, 1713 nt
Organism: Phalacrocorax carbo (great cormorant)
Lineage: Eukaryota; Metazoa; Chordata; Aves; Suliformes; Phalacrocoracidae
Source: RefSeq, a predicted model, not a curated record